GUUUAUAAAACAAUAGUUUUAAUAUUAUUAUAAACAACUAAAUUUAAACAUGUUGAGAAUUGUUUGCUUAUUAGUAUUGGCCGUAUGUGUGUCUGCGAUCUCAUUCAAAGACUGCGGUCACGCCGAGGUUACAAAAUUGGAUGUUAGUGGAUGCACCGGUAGCGGACCAUGUGUGUUACAUAAAAACACAAACAUAAGCGUUACCAUUAAUUUUAAAGCCAAUCAAAAAACAUCUCAUGCUAAAUGGUACUUGCACGCUAAAAUUGGUGGCGUAGACACUGACCUGACUGCACUACUGCCCGGUGUUGACCUAGAUGCAUGCCAUAGCACUAGCUGUCCCAUUAAUAGCGGCGAUACUAAACAAGUGGUGUUUAAGUUUACUAUACCUAAAGAAGCGCCGGUAGUGAGCGAUGUUGACGUUACCACUAAACUCAUUGGUGAUGCCGGAGACCUGUUGUGCACAGUAACCCAUGGUGAUGUCAAAGAGUAA
Messenger RNA from Medioppia subpectinata, 490 nucleotides. Lineage: Eukaryota; Metazoa; Arthropoda; Arachnida; Sarcoptiformes; Oppiidae. The record is from the annotation of a GenBank genome assembly.